Messenger RNA from Archocentrus centrarchus (flier cichlid), 789 nucleotides. RefSeq lists its product as uncharacterized. Gene Ontology annotation, biological process: cell surface receptor signaling pathway; immune response. Gene Ontology annotation, molecular function: transmembrane signaling receptor activity. The record is from RefSeq and is a predicted model, not a curated record. Gene Ontology annotation, cellular component: external side of plasma membrane. Bases 1 to 789 code for a protein of 262 amino acids. Lineage: Eukaryota; Metazoa; Chordata; Actinopteri; Cichliformes; Cichlidae. The transcript is spliced from 7 exons.
AUGAAGACUUCAUCUGUGUCUCUGCUCCUUGGUGUGUGUGAGCUGCUGCUGUCUGCUCUGACUGUUUCUGCAGCCUCUCUGACUGUCAGUCCAAACCUUCAGCAGUUCUUUGUAGGAGCCUCAGUGUCUCUGAGAUGUGAAGGUCAGGUGGGCUCUGAUGGAUGGACACUGAAGAGGGACACGGGAAGAGGGACUGAGUCAUGUGGAGCAGGUGGGCGGGGCUUAAAUGGUUCAUCCUGUUUGCUUGAUGUGUUCAAGCCAAUCAGUGGAGUUUACUGGUGUGAAGAUAAAGCUGGAGAGAAGAGUGAAGAAGUGAACAUCACUGUAUCAGAUAAACAUGUGAUCCUGGAGAUCCCUGCACUUCCUGUGAGGACAGGAAGUGAUGUCACUCUACUCUGCAAAAAGAAAAGUGGCAGCACAGUAGCAGCUUAUUUCGUCUUUAAUGGACGUUUUGUCAGACCUAAAUCAGAGCACAGCAUCACCAUUAACAUGCAGCAGUCUGAUGAAGGUCUCUACUGGUGUGCUACUGAUGAGUUUGGAUCAUCUCCUCAGAGCUUUCUGAGGGUCAAAGGUCAGAACACUGACAUCACUUCCUCAACAACAGAAGCAUACACUCAUAUCUCUGAUCCUCCUACUUACUCCUUCUUCAUAGUCCCAGUUGCAGAUUCUCUGGUCCUAGUUCUGGUUCUGGUUGUAGUCCAGCUUCUAUGGAAGAAGCACACAGCUCCCACUCAAGCUCCACCAAGUGAUGUCACCUACGCUGAGGUCAUCAUUAGAGUCAGCCAAUAA